Corythoichthys intestinalis (scribbled pipefish) is the source of this 1250-nucleotide messenger RNA. RefSeq names its product aurora kinase A and ninein-interacting protein. The transcript has 3 exons. The coding region runs from base 314 to 1177 and encodes 287 amino acids. The record is from RefSeq and is a predicted model, not a curated record. Gene Ontology annotation, biological process: spindle organization. Gene Ontology annotation, cellular component: centrosome; spindle pole. Lineage: Eukaryota; Metazoa; Chordata; Actinopteri; Syngnathiformes; Syngnathidae.
CCCUUACCCUUUCCGCGGAGCUGUAUGACGUGUACGUAAACACACCCUCCUGUCAGGACCAAUGAAGGUGCCUUCAGAGCGCCUGGUAAAAAUCAGGUACUUACUAUAAAACAAUUCUGACGAUAAUUACUACAAAUAAUUAUAUAUUAAAUACAAACUAACGAAAAAACAAUAGACUUGAAUUCAUUGUCUAGCUGUUCAGCGUACAUUAACGGCACAUUUUUUGACAGUCAAACGUUAAAGACAGCCCGUCGUCGAGGCGCCAAACUCAAACAAGGACGACAAAAAGCGACGCGAACGAGAAGAUUCUACAAUGAAGACAGCUAAAGUCGUCCAGCCGAAGCCUGUGCCCGAAGAAUGUGGUGUGUGGUUGGACACAGCGCAGCUCAAAGAAAAAGCCAAGCAGAAAAAAGCAGUCCGGCCCAUCUCCAAGAUGCUCAACCCACUGGCUAAAAGUAGCGGAUACAGCUUAGCGGUGUUGCUCAACUUCACGCAGACCAAGAUUGACAUGCCGAAGACCAAACAGAGCUCCAUAUUUAGCUAUUUUUCACCUACAAAUAAGCCUGGAAAACUUGGACGUGACUACGGUGAGGUUCAGAAGCAGAACGCUGAGCAGGACAUACAACGUGAUAUCCAAGAAGAAAAGAUUGAACAGAACAUCCACUUCAAAGUUAGAGAACAGCAACCUGAUUUGGAACCGAACAUCAGGAGCGGAGAUCUAGAAGAUCAACUAGAUGAGACUGAACACAACAUCCACUGCGGAUUCCAGGAAGAGCAAGCGCAUGAGAUGAACUUCAGCCAAGGAUCGUCCAUUUUUAUGAACCAAACAUUAUCGGACUUAAAUCUCAGCGAAGAGACCUUUGGGAACCAGGUGUUCGGCAAAACCUCCACUCAGAAACAUCAGGUCCUUGACUCUCCUAAUGACGACGAGAAAGAAAACAUCUUCUCCCACUCGUUUUCUCCUCUGAAAAAACGAGCCAGGCACGAAGAGGACAGCCUUGCUCAAAUGUUCACGCAGGAUUCCGACGGUUUUCAGGUCAUCGCGCAUCGAUAUUGUCGGAGUCCCUUCAAAAAACGUGGCGACUUCACUGUAAAGAAACCCUCAAAGACGUUAUUUGACGUCCAGGAAGCGCUUUUCACGCAAGACUCUCAGGGAAAUAAAGUGAUAAAACAUUGACACAAGGAGAAUAAAUUGUUUUUAUUUGUAAAAAGUCAUUUUUUUGCUUUCAUGUACAUUAAAGGUUAUCAUU